ACCUGAUCAUUGUCUCUAUAUAUCUCUCUAUCAACAUAUAUACAUACAUACACAAUUAACCACCAUGCCGGAAGCACCAAAGAACCAACACGGUGGUUCGAAAACAGACUACACUAAUAACAAUCUAACCGAAGAAAACAAGAAAUCUCUCGAGUUCAUUGAACAAGUCACGUCGAAUCCAGACGAUGUUCAACAACGUGUGCUUUUCGAUAUCUUAACUCAAAAUGCCAACGUUGAAUACCUUGUUCGCCAUCAACUUUCGGGCCAAACUGACCGUGAAACGUUUAAAAAACUCGUACCCGUUAUCACAUAUGAAGAUCUUAAACCCGAUAUCACACGUAUUGCCAAUGGUGACAAGUCCCCUAUCCUAUCUUCUCAUCCCAUUUCUGAAUUCUUAACAAGUUCUGGGACGUCUGGGGGUGAAAGAAAGUUGAUGCCAACCAUUGAAGCCGAGCUAGGAAGAAGGUCAAUGCUGUAUAGUCUUUUGAUGCCAGUGAUGAGCCAGUUUGUGCCCGGUUUAGAUAAAGGGAAAGGGAUGUAUUUCUUGUUUGUCAAAUCCGAAGCCAAGACUCCGGGCGGGCUUGUAGCCCGACCCGUUUUGACUAGCUACUACAAAAGUAACCAUUUCAAGGAAAGACCAUAUGACCCAUAUACCAACUACACUAGCCCAAAUGAAACCAUUUUGUGUCAAGAUUCUUAUCAAAGCAUGUACUCACAAAUGCUUUGUGGGUUGUUCUUAAAUCGACAAGUUCUCCGAGUCGGUGCUGUUUUUGCUUCUGGGUUCAUCCGUGCCAUAACGUUCUUGGAGAAUAACUGGAUGGAUCUCUGCAAAGAUAUCCGAACUGGCACGGUGAACCAAGAAGUGAUCACCGACCCGGAUGUUAAAAAAGCUGUGCUCCGGGUCUUGAAACCAGACCCGGAGCUUGCAGACUUUAUCGAGCAUGAAUGCUCGAAAAAGUCAUGGCAAGGGAUUAUUACAAGACUUUGGCCCAACACAAAAUAUGUUGAUGUGAUAGUUACCGGGACCAUGUCACAAUACAUUCGCACACUUGAUUACUAUAGUAAUGGGCUCCCUCUUGUUUGCACUAUGUAUGCCUCUUCUGAAUGUUACUUUGGUGUCAAUCUUAACCCACUUUGUAAACCUAGUGAGGUUUCAUACACCAUCAUUCCCACCAUGGCUUAUUUCGAAUUCUUGCCUCUUGGUACCAAUGAAGAAGAAACACAAAACCUUAUUGAUCUUUCAGAGGUUCAACUCGGACAAUAUUAUGAGCUUGUUGUCACCACCUAUGCUGGAUUAUACAGGUAUAGAGUUGGUGAUGUUUUGAGGGUGGCAGGAUUCAAGAACAAAGCACCACAAUUCAAUUUCAUUUGUCGGAAAAAUGUGGCUUUGAGUAUAGAUGCAGAUAAAACCGAUGAAGUUGAAUUGCACCAAGCAGUCGAAAAGGCAUCGGCCCAUUUGGUCCCAUAUGAUGCGACUCUGACCGAGUACACAAGCUUUGCUGACACUACCACAAUCCCGGGCCACUACGUGAUCUUUUGGGAGCUAAGUGUAAAUGGGCCAACCCAAGUCCCACCAUCCGUGCUCGAAGACUGCUGUCUAGCCAUCGAAGAGUCGCUCAACAGUGUUUACCGACAGGGUCGGGCUGCUGACAAGUCAAUCGGGCCACUUGAGAUCAAGGUAGUGGAGAAUGGGACAUUUGAUAAACUCAUGGACUAUGCAAUAAGUUUAGGUGCUUCCUUCAACCAGUACAAAACACCAAGGUGUGUGAAAUAUGAACCCAUUAUCGAGCUAUUGAGCUCGAAGGUGGUGUCGAGUUACUUUAGCCCGAAAUGCCCUAAAUGGGUUCCGGGUCAUAAGCAGUGGAACAGCAUAAAUUAAAGCUUGAUUGACUUUGAAGGUGGUAUGGUUAUGGAACAAGAAAUGUGAUUUAGAUAGGAAAUGAAAUGGGCUUAAGAUAAACAAAUCUAUGUACAAAACAGUUUGCUGUUUUAAGAAGUGAUGAUGGUUGUUUUUGAUCUAUUUAUGGAAAUAAUUAUUAUUAUCAUAAUUAAUGUAAUAG
Messenger RNA from Erigeron canadensis, 2060 nucleotides. Its product is annotated as indole-3-acetic acid-amido synthetase GH3.5-like. The record is from RefSeq and is a predicted model, not a curated record. Bases 65 to 1879 code for a protein of 604 amino acids. Gene Ontology annotation, molecular function: indole-3-acetic acid amido synthetase activity. The transcript has 3 exons. Gene Ontology annotation, cellular component: cytoplasm. NCBI's taxonomy places the organism in Eukaryota, Viridiplantae, Streptophyta, Magnoliopsida, Asterales, Asteraceae.